Molecule: messenger RNA, 4772 nt
Organism: Drosophila arizonae
Lineage: Eukaryota; Metazoa; Arthropoda; Insecta; Diptera; Drosophilidae
Product: translational regulator orb2-like
Biological process (GO): negative regulation of cytoplasmic translation
Cellular component (GO): cytoplasm; synapse; endoplasmic reticulum
Molecular function (GO): mRNA regulatory element binding translation repressor activity; lipid binding; ribosome binding
Source: RefSeq, a predicted model, not a curated record
AAAAAGAAUUGUGCAUUAAGUGAAGAAAUAAACGCGUUUUGUUUUUGAAAUCAAUAUAAAUUAAUAAACCAAAAACGGAAUAACGCAAAUGCAGCUUCAAGCACUCGCAUCGUUUACAUAAAAGGAGAACAAAAUUCUGUGCUGCAGCAAAGGAAUUUUUGCUAUUGCAGAAAAAAAAAACGAAAAACGAAAACGACAAAAUACAUAGUGCGAUCUACGUCACAGAAUUGUGCGAGAGUGUGAGUGAGACGGACUGCUGCCUGCCUGCACCCCCGGAAAUGUAACGCAUACGCACACACACUCGCUCGCACACACAGGCACGAAGGCAUAAGAAAAACUUGCACCUGAAAGUUUGUUCGUGACUUCGUGGUGCGCCUUCGUGUUCACUCGUGCGUCGUUGCACCAACUGCCGAACGAGACCAAACCGAAAUUCUCUUAAGUACAAAAGGCUAAGGCAAACGCAGCCAUAUAAAGGCAACCAACAGCAGCAACAUGGACUCGCUUAAGUUACCCAAAACUAACAGCUCCAAUAGCAGCGCCAGCGGCAGCAAUAGCAACCUUUCCGGCUCGGCAUCGACAUCCGUUGUUGGCAGCCUGGCCACCACGCCCACAUCGGCAGUGCCGCCCACAGCUGCGACCACAAUUAAGACGCCACCCGGCCUGAGCAGCAGCACACCCAUCGCAGUGCGCUUCAAUGCCAAUCAGGAGUCGCUCGAUGACAUACUCCAGUCGUUCCAUCACAACGCAGCGGCGCAUCAGCACAGCAGCCACAGCCCCAGCGGCGGCAUCAGCGGCGGCGGCGAUGCCUCGCCCACUCUGCUGGGCCUCAAGAAUAACGGCAGCGUGGGCGCUGCCCUUGGCAUGUUGGUGAAUCCCUGUGACUCGCAUUCGCUCUCCAGCAGUCCCUCACAACAGCAACAGCAACAGCAGCAGCAGCAGCAACAACACCAGCAGCAACAUCUACAUCAGCAACAGCAGCAACUCUUUGGUAACGAGGAGGUGAAUCUGCGCAACAGUUAUCUGCAAGGCGGCGGCGGCGGCGGCGGAGGAGGUCAAGGACAAGGCAACAACGGCGGAGCAGGCGGAGGCUUCUUCAAUCGCAAAAGCUGCAGCGGUCUGCCGCCCAAUCUGAAUCUCAGCAAGCCGCCGCCCCAGCUCCAGCAGCAGCAGCAGUUGUCGCCCAAUCUGAGUGCACUGCACCAUCAUCAUCAACAGCAGCAACAGCGCGAUGGCGGCGGCGCGCACAGUCCCUCCUCGCCAGGUGGUGGCGGCGGAGGUGGCGGUGGUGGUGGUGGUGGCUCACCGUAUAACGGCUCUCAGGCGGGCUGCAGCAGCGGCGGCAUCUCGCCCAUACCGCAAAUGAACAUGCAGGGCGUUUCGCCCAAAUACAGACGGAGCAUAUCGUUUCCCAUCAAGGGCAACUCACCGACGGCGCUCUAUGGCUGCGGCGGCGGAGGUGGCGGCGGCAUGGAUGGCAUGGGCGGCGCUGGACCAGGUCCCGGUCCCGGCCACAUGAACAUACCCACGCUGUCCAUUGGCAAUGGCGGUGCUGGUGGCGGCGGCGGCGGCGGCGGUGGCAUGGGCACGGCAGGUGCCACAGGCGGCGGCGAUGCGCCUUACCUGGGCAACAGCUAUGGCAACAUGAUGAACGCCAACGGGCAGCUCCAUCAUGGCGGCGGCAUGGAGAACAGCCUCAGCGACUACAUGCGCGGCAUGUCGCUGGGCGGCCCUGGCGGCGAGAACAUGGGCCUGAUGACGGAUCGCAUGCGCAGCCUGACUGGCGGCGGCGGUGUCUCGAAGCAUCUGAGCGAGGCCGAUGCCAUGGCCAUAGCCGCCGGCAACGAUCCGACGGUCUACUUGAAUGCGCUGAAGAUGGGCUCGCCGUCGCGCCUGUCGCCCCACUCGCCGCACUCGCCCAUCCAGGGCGGCAACGGAGGCAACGCCGGGGAGUGCACGGCGCGCUUCUCGCGCAAGGUGUUUGUGGGCGGGCUGCCGCCGGACAUUGAUGAGGACGAGAUCACCACAUCGUUUCGUCGGUUUGGGCCGCUGGUCGUGGAUUGGCCGCACAAGGCCGAGUCCAAGUCGUAUUUUCCGCCCAAGGGCUAUGCGUUUCUGCUGUUCCAGGACGAGAGCAGCGUGCAGCAGCUGAUUGACUCGUGCAUCACGGACGAGGACAAGCUCUACUUAUGCGUCUCCUCGCCCACCAUCAAGGACAAGGCGGUGCAGAUUCGGCCCUGGCGCUUGGCCGACGCCGACUAUGUGCUCGAUGCCACCAUGUCGCUGGAUCCUCGCAAGACGGUCUUCGUUGGGGGCGUGCCGCGCCCGCUGAAGGCCUUCGAGCUGGCCAUGAUCAUGGAUCGCCUGUAUGGCGGCGUAUGCUAUGCGGGAAUCGACACAGAUCCCGAGCUGAAGUACCCGAAGGGCGCUGGCCGCGUGGCCUUCUCCAAUCAGCAGAGCUACAUCGCAGCCAUCUCGGCGCGCUUCGUGCAGCUGCAGCACGGCGACAUCGACAAGAGAGUGGAGGUCAAGCCCUACGUGCUGGACGAUCAGAUGUGCGACGAGUGCGAGGGCCAGCGCUGCGGCGGCAAGUUUGCGCCGUUCUUCUGCGCGAAUGUCACCUGCUUGCAGUACUACUGCGAGCACUGCUGGGCCGUCAUCCACUCGCGGCCCGGGCGCGAGUACCACAAGCCGCUGGUCAAGGAGGGCGCCGAUCGGCCGCGUGCGGUGCCCUUUCGCUGGUGUUAACGGCGGCGCUGGUAGGCCGCGCUGCACGAUGAGAGACGCCAACAGAGAGAGCAACGACAUCGGUUGUUGGACGCAGCGCUGGCAAUGCCCAGAGAUAUUAUCAACAAUACACAGGCGCGACAGGAGCGAGAGAAUCGACUGGAUCGUCAGCAUCGGCUGAUCCAUCGAGCCCAGGAUGCUGAGUGCGAGGGACGCGACCGAGUGCGUCCGCAGCGCAGGAGAAAGUUGUAAUUAGUAUAUAAGGCAAGCUGACAAACCAACACGCUCACACCCACAAAGACACACACACUGACGCGCGAGACACUAUAUACAAAUGAAGACACACACACUUACACUCACACACGGAGAGAAUCGAGCACACGCAGGCGAGGCUAAUGUAAAACCAGGUGCAAUAGCGCAGCAACUCACCCAGUAAGGGUAUUUGUGCCCAGCGCAAUAGCUGACAAGAAAGAGUCUACGCUGGUCUAACAGCAUAGUUUAAGUUGAAGAAGAAGGAGCAGAAACACCCCUUUUCUUCUCGGAAUCUUUGAGUAGUUUUUCUCUCACGCAUAGGAAGCGAAACGCAAGCACAGUAUUUUUUUAUUUUUUUUUAAAUGUUUAUUUUAAUAAUUUGUAUUUCAUAUAUAUAUAUUUAGAGUAUUUCUAUAUGCAUAUAUAUAUAUGGAAUACUUAGUAAGAAUUUGAUUAGGUGAAACAUAAUGAAUUGCCAAGACCACUGCCGAAAAGAGAGAAAGUUAGAUGUGGUAUUAUGAGUAGGCCCAUUUACGAAAACAGCCAUCGCAUACCUACAAAAAUAAAAAACAAGCAAACAAACAAUCAAACGAGAGAAUAAUCACACUGUAAAUGGGCUUGCAAAUAAUUGUCCUGAUUCUUUCUUUUUUUCGAAACGGAGGUGUGUCACUAACGAAGGAGAGAAAAUACCCCCAAGUUCCUAGUUAUUAUGUAUAGAAAUAUUUUGAUUUUCGAUAAGUGAGACGUAACCAAAUUUCAAUGUUUUACCCCAAGUAUAUGUGGCUAAAACAUGCGUGUUUAACUGCCGAAUGGCAAGAUUUAUAUAGAAGCUUUAAACUGUUUUUUUAUUAAUUUGUUUAAAAAAAUUGUUGCUAAACCCCACACACAAAUUAAAUAGAGAUAAUUGCCUUCCCAUUUCGUUUAAUAUUUGUUGACGUAUCACUGGGAUCGCCCGCUCAGUGUACGUUUAACAAAAUCGUGGCAGAUUUUUAACACAUUUGCUCUUUCACACACACACUGUAAAUAUAUAUAUACAUAUAUAUGAUAUGUAUAUUUAUAUACAGAAGUAGGUAUAUAAAUAAUAUUACUUGGUGAUUAAGUAAUUUUCGCGGCUUAAGCUCACGAGAAUCGUAAAUAUUUCCUUAAAAAAAAUUCGAGAUUCGAGAUUUAUUUACGCUAUGUUGACUAUGCUCUCGCAACUAGGCAAAUUACGUUGCAUGUGAAAAUCGUACGAGUAAACAGGCCAAAGGGCCACAAAAAACAAAUUUGAAUAUAUAUCAAUAUAUAUAUAUAUUCUUUGUUAUAAAAAAUCAUAUAAUUAUGGAUACGCUUACUUUUAUCAAAAUUGCUCCCAACAUAGAAUAAACAAAUCAGCUGGAAACAACAUUUGAUACAAAUUUUAGAAAAUUCCGAUAUAAUUCUCGGAUUAAAAACUCUUCUUCCACACACUACGAUUUUUCCUUGCUUCGUAAUUUCAAUUCAGAAAUUUUUCAAACACUUCUUUUGUCAGUAACAUUUGGCAACAACUGCAUUGUUGCCCAUUUCUAGUUGAAGCCUAGUCAGCGGGCACACAGAUAGAUAAUUACAACCCUAUAUAAACCCGACGACAUCCAAAAUUUCCCUAUCGAUUAUUGAAGCUAUCUUAUAUACACGCACACUUUCCUGCAUAUACACUCAUUACACAUUGAUCAGAUCGACACACACUUAUAAAUGCUGCUAAAAAUACCAAAAGAUUUUUGUUCCCAAUGAAUGUAACGAACUAACUGGAAAAUAAAAGUCACACAAAUGAUUGUUAA